GGGGCUGGGUGCCGGCAACCCCCGGCACUGAGCGAGUUUGGGGCAUCCAGCUUCCGAGCGCAGUGCACGACCGCACCAUGGGGUCGGGCAAUUUGGAGCUGAUUUUUGACCGCGUGGGGCACUUUGGCAGAUACCAGAUAUUUAUCUAUUUUACAUGUGCCUUCCAGAACAUAUCUUGUGGUAUCCACUACUUGGCUUCUGUGUUUAUGACCAUGUUCCCCAAGCAUACCUGCAGGCCCCCAGGCAACGUGAGUCAGAUUCUUUUCCACAAUACCUCUUUGUGGAGGUUGGACGACAUCUGGACCCUGUUUCCCACUGGCCGUGAGGAUUACGUUGUAGUGCAGCUAGAGGAUGGUGAGGUCUGGGAGCUCACAAGAUGUUACAGGUUCCGGAGGGAUAACAAGUCGAGUUUGAACUAUGAUUAUAAUGGCCAUAAGAGUGGCUUUUCUUGCUUGGAUGGCUUCAUCUAUGACAAGAGCAAAUGGGAAAACACCGUCGUGACUCAAUGGGACUUGGUCUGUAACCGAGAAUGGUUUGCAAAGCUGAUCCAGCCCACGUUUAUGUUUGGAGUACUGCUGGGAGCACUGGUUUUUGGCUACCUUUCUGACAGGGUAGGAAGACGACCGGUCCUGUGGUCCACAAGCAUUGGCAUGCAUGUGUUUGGCAUAGCAGUGGCGUUCACAUCUGAUUACUACAGCUUCUUGCUCACACGCUUUCUUCUUGCUAUUGUUGCAAGUGGCUAUCUUGUGGUGGUGUUUGUCUAUGUGACAGAAUUUAUUGGCAUGAAGGCUCGGACGUGGGCAUCCAUCCAAAUACAUUCGUUUUUUGCAAUUGGAACAAUGGUGGUGGCUUUGACAGGCUAUCUGUUCAGGACUUGGUGGAUCUAUCAGAUAAUCCUCUCCACAGUGACUCUCCCCUUUGUCUUGUGCUGUUGGAUGAUACCGGAGACACCCUUUUGGCUUCUCUCAGAAGGAAGAUACGAAGAAGCACAAAUCGUAGUUGAUAAGAUGGCCAAGUGGAAUAGGACUAGCACCUGUGAGCUGUCAGCACUUUUGUCACUGGAUCUGUAUGGUGCUGUUGGUGAUAAGCCUUCUGAAGUUAAGAAGUACAACCUCUUAGAUCUGUUUUAUGACUGGAAGAUUGGAACAAGGACACUUAUUGUUUGGCUGGUUUGGUUCACGGGGUGUUUGGGAUUCUAUUGCUUCUCUUUGAAUUCUGUUAAUUUAGGAGGCAAUGAAUAUUUAAACCUCUUUCUCAUGGGAGCAGUGGAAAUUCCCGCCUACAUCUUCGUAUGCGUGGGGAUGGACAUUGUGGGGCGAAGAAAUGUUCUGAUGUUCUCCCUUAUCUCAGGUGCACUUUUCUGUGGUGUGAUUAUGGUGAUCCCCAAGGGUUACUAUAUUUGGAGUGUGGUGGCAACUAUGGCUGGAAAAUUUGCCAUAGGGUCAGCAUUUGGCCUCAUUUACCUUUAUACAGCAGAACUGUAUCCAACCAUGAUAAGGCCCAUGAACACGGUCCGGAUUGCUGUUGUGGGGGCAGGCGUGGUGGGGCUCUCCACUGCUCUGUGCAUUUCCAAGCUGGUCCCACAAUGCUCCGUCACCGUCAUUUCAGACAAGUUCACUCCUGACACCACGAGUGAUGUGGCAGCUGGAAUCCUUAUUCCCCACGCUUACCCAGAUACACCCAUUCACAAGCAGAAGCAGUGGUUUAGAGAGACGUUUGACCACCUGUUUGCAAUCGCCAAUUCUGCAGAAGCUGGAGAGACUUGUGUUCACCUGGUGUCUGGUUGGCAGAUAUUUGAGAGCGUUCCUUCUGAGGAAGUGCCAUUCUGGGCUGACGUGGUUCUGGGAUUUCGAAAGAUGACCGAGGCUGAGCUGAAGAAAUUCCCUCAACAUGUGUUUGGUCAAGCUUUUACGACCCUGAAAUGUGAAGGUGCUGCCUACCUCCCAUGGUUGGAGAAAAGAGUGAAAGAAAGUGGGGGCGUGUUACUCACCCGGCGAAUAGAAGACCUGUGGGAGCUUCACUCAUCCUUCGACAUCGUGGUCAACUGUUCAGGCCUUGGAAGCAGGCAACUUGUGGGAGACUCGAAGAUUUUCCCCGUGAGGGGCCAACUGCUCAAAGUCCAGGCUCCCUGGGUGAAGCAUUUUAUCCGAGACGGGAGUGGACUGACAUAUGUUUACCCUGGUGUAUCCAAUGUAACCCUGGGUGGAAGUAGGCAAAAAGGAGACUGGAAUCUGGUCCCAGAUGCAGAAAUUAGCAGAGAUAUUCUUUCCCGAUGCUGUGCUCUAGAGCCUUCCCUCUAUGGAGCUUGCGACAUAAAGGAGAUAGUGGGCUUGAGGCCCGUUAGGGCAGGCAUUCGGCUGCAAAAGGAGAUCCUAGCCCAGGAUGGCCGGAGACUGACUGUGGUCCACCACUACGGCCACGGGAGUGGGGGCUUCUCUAUGCACUGGGGUACUGCUCUGGAGGCCGCCAAGCUGUUGAGUGAGUGUGUCCAAGACCUGGGGACCCCCAUUCCCACGUCAAAGCUUUAAGUGACAUGACAUGACAUCACAGCAAAUGGCCCUGGAGACUAUUUAUCAUUUGAUUUCUUUUCAAAAUUAGAAAUGAUCCAAAAUGUAUCAGUAGAUUUAGGACUAGUACUAAUCUAAUCUAGUCCUAAUCGGAUACUAGGCUUAAGUCUAGUACUAAUGACAUGGGGCACAAAGCUCUAUUGUUGUUAAAAAUAGAGAUCUCGUAAAGAGAAAAGAUUUCUUUUAGAUCUGGUAUCCAAGGAUCUAUGCUAAUUUACAGGAUACUGAAAGCUGUAGGGAUUUUGACAUUUUUGGCUCAUAAAUCCACAGGAGGAGGUAAUGUAUGGAACUCACUGAACUCACUGUCAGUUGCAGAGCUGCCCACGAUGCUCGAAGGUUGUGGUCAAGUGAGCAUUAUAAUACCUCUAAAUAAAAUUACGCAGUGAUCACACAGCACAGGCUUAUUCCAUUUAAUGGAUGAUAAAGCAUGAUUCCUGCUAGAAGAAUUCCUGGUAGAAGACAGGGAUGAAGUUGCCCAUUGGAUGUGGUAUCAACUCCAUAUCUGGAGUCAAUCACCCAAGGGUUGUUCUUUCCAUUACUACAGGUGAUGGAGAGCUGGCUUGUUGUACGGCUGACGUUUCCUAAGCAUUGUUGAAGACUGAAUAGCAUGUGCAGCCAAAAAGCUAAUUUGCUAAUUAAGAUGGAAAAAUCAUUCUAAAUGAAAUAUAACCAGAGUUUUAUGCAAGUUGUUAAAAAGUACUGGGGAGAAGGGGGCUGUGUCUCAUGGUAUAAUGAGUUUGGGAAUUGCUGAGUUAACUAAAUCUAACCUGGUUUCUUGACUUGGGCCUACUCAGAGCUUUGAUCUGUUCAUGUGUCCUGUAAAUUCUCUGGGUUUUAGCUUGAGUGGAUGGUAAAGGAGGUGCUAUUCAUUGAGAUGAGGAAGCUUGGGAGAAAUAGAUGUAAUUUUAAUCUUAAUUUUUGAGGGCGAUGGCUUAUGUUUAGUGUUAAGUUCUAUUUUGGGUAUCCUGGGGGAGAUGUAGGAUUGGCAAUGAGAAUGUGGGAAAGAGAAAGCCCCCAGCACAACUUUAUUUUUACUGUUUCGUUCAUUUUGAGCUUUUGAAUAUGAUUUUGUUUGAAGAGAAAAUUCUGCUGGGAGGGUAGGGGGGCGGAGGGAGGAAGGAAGAGAGAGAGAGGGAACAUUCAAGUGUGGGUUCUUCUCUAUAGAUUUCCACCAGGGGGUGGUAUUGUAUCGAAUUCAGAUAAAUUGGUAAAGUCGAAAAUUUAGAAAUGACUAGAAAUAAAAACUGGAUACCAAGUGUACUGAGUGAGUAUAAGAUUCUUUUGAGGUUUUGGAGUUUAUAUGCCCCAAAUGUAUAUAAACAAAUGCAUAUUGUUUUGAAUUCUGUUUUAAGUACUUGAGAAAUGCACAAAUGUACAAGAUAGACUGAAAACACACACACACACUCAUCACACGAAAUCUAAGAAAUAAUAUGUUAUAAUAACAUAGCAUUUUAAAGAGGGAAGUAAAUUUCUUAAUGGUAAAAAAUAAAACUGAAGAACGCUGCUCAGAAUAGGUAGGGUUUUAGUCGUUUUUAUGGUGGUUUGAAGUGUACUCCUUUGUUGCCCUGGUUUCGAUCCUGCAGCAUUUUCGUAUCAUGUUGGCAGGCUCAUACUCUAUGACCAUUGUCUAUUUGCUACUCUAGUUUACUUUCAUUUUAUAUUUCUAAAGCCCAAUAUUACAAGACAGAUUGGAGGCUUCUUGGAAAAGUGGUCAUGGCUGCAUGCCCUAUUUCACUUUCACUAAUUGCUAAGUAUUUGUUCCCAAGAGUCUCUGAAAGGUUUUGGUCAGUAUCUGCCAACCCGGCUGCACAUUAGAAUUACCUGGGAAAUUUUGAAAAAAUACUGAUGUCCAGCCUGCUGUUUUAAAUUAGAAUCUUUAGGGGUGGGUAGGGCCCUCACAUCAGUAUUUGUUCAAAAUUGCCCACAGGCUUCUAACUGACCGUUGGGGCUGAGAGGGCCUGAGCACUGUCCCCUGUCUCCUCACAGGGCUCCAUUAUGACCUAGCCUUCCCUUCCCUCCUUACCAUCUUGGGGGAUCGUCUUGGGGAUGUACUCACAUAAGCAGGUGUGUCCGUAGGCACUUCUGGUCAAGGUGAGCAAUAGGAAUUAGCUGUCUCCCAAAGGGGCUCUAGAAAUGCUGAGAAUCACCUUGCUGGCUGUAGGUCAGCUGCCUGAAGACAGUGGCCAGACGACGUAUAAAAAUAGAACUCUGACCCACAGGCUGCAGCAACUAGCUUAGGAAACCAACCCAUUUUUAUAAUAACCAGCCCCGGGAGCCAGCUUUCUAUGGGUCUUAUUUGCAGGAAGCCGGGUUGCUAUGUCUAGUAACAAUCCAGAAAGUGAAACAAUCAUUUCUGAAACAAUUGGUCCCAAAUGGCCAGGACUUGAUUAAUAACUGACAGCUCCCCUAAUUUUUGUCCCAUUUCUAACUUAGGACCAACCAGAGAAAGCUAAAUAUGCCCCGCUAUCUAAUUACACAGGAUGUGGACACCCCACUUCUAGUCAGCCUGCCUACAGCUUUCCCAGGUGGAUAGCAUCCUGCAGGUACACCUGAAGCCUUCCCUUUUUUCACUGUCAAGCUCCCCACUCCUCUGCCUGUGUUGGAGUGACAGUGGCUGAAUCCCUUGCUGUAGCAAGCUCUGAAUAAAUAGCCAUUGUGUUUCUUAUUUGGCUGGUCUUUUU
This is a messenger RNA of Rhinolophus ferrumequinum (greater horseshoe bat), 5248 nucleotides long. RefSeq names its product D-aspartate oxidase (gene DDO). Gene Ontology annotation, molecular function: FAD binding; D-amino-acid oxidase activity. Gene Ontology annotation, cellular component: membrane. Lineage: Eukaryota; Metazoa; Chordata; Mammalia; Chiroptera; Rhinolophidae. Gene Ontology annotation, biological process: transmembrane transport. Bases 78 to 2528 code for a protein of 816 amino acids. The transcript is spliced from 10 exons. The record is from RefSeq and is a predicted model, not a curated record.